Messenger RNA from Arabidopsis arenosa, 683 nucleotides. Lineage: Eukaryota; Viridiplantae; Streptophyta; Magnoliopsida; Brassicales; Brassicaceae. The record is from the annotation of a GenBank genome assembly.
CAAAUCUUGCCGACAAUCGUCACCGGAGAGCUUCCGUCGACCGGUCAAGUGUUUGAUAGCUAAAGAAGAUGUUGAAGUUUCUAUCAAAAGUAAGAGUUGAGUACAACACAUUAGAUCCAAGACUUGCGUCUUGUGUUGAGUUCUUAGCUCAAUGCAAUGCAAGGAAGGCCAAAGAGUCGAAUCCAAAUUGUCAGGUUUUGGUGAAACGUAGAACCGAUGAACAGCCGCCGCAGAUCACUGUCACGUUUGUUAAUGGUGUUGAGGAAGCUUUUGAUGCAGCAGCAACCUCGGCUCAGUCGAUUAGAAAGAUGAUUCUUGAUAAAGGUCAGUAUCUUGAGACAGAGCAAAUGUUUCGUGAAGCGGGUGAACAAUGGCCUGUGAUUAUCCCUGAUGAAGAACUUCUCCAAGAGGCUCCUGGUGUGAAGCCGAGAAAAGCAGAAGACAAGAAGUAAUGCUGCGCCAUCUACCAUCUAUAUCUCUUGGUGUAUUCUCAUUGAAUUGACAAAUCUUGCUUUUGGGAAUGUAAGAUCGAUAUGUGUCUCGAGCUUAGGGUUUCGGGUUUGGACAGAUAGAUUUGUAUUGUUUUCUUGUUUAUGUGAACCGACAAUGGAUGAACUUCUUGGUCAGAAACCAGGACUAUGACAUUGUUAUGGAAGCUCUGGGAAUAAAAACCAAUUUUUAUG